Molecule: messenger RNA, 1571 nt
Organism: Cuscuta europaea
Lineage: Eukaryota; Viridiplantae; Streptophyta; Magnoliopsida; Solanales; Convolvulaceae
Source: the annotation of a GenBank genome assembly
GGGAGAAAGAUGGAUUAAAGAUACCCCCCCAUAGAUUAUGUUUGUGAGAUUCCUCUUUUUGUACUUUGCGAUUUUCUUGAUUUCCUUGUGUUUUGUUAUUUUAGUAUAACACUUAUAUGUUUUUCUUUGUUUUGCAGGGGAGGCCAUGGACGUGAGAUAUUUCGCCGGUCUAAAGAAGAAGUUGGCCAAGGAGUCAAAGAAGAAGGAGACGGGGACCCAAAAACCCGUCGACGAAUUCUUCAAGAAGGAUGGUGAGCCCUCAUUGGCAGUUCCUACUGCCCUUGAUGACGUCGAGGCCGGAGGCACCCAAGCCGCGGCUGCAAAGUGGAAAGCCGUAGUACCCGCCGGGAAGAAGCACAAAAAAGGGGAUGCCGGGAAGAAGGCUACCCCGUUGUGAUUGUUGAGGAGCACUCCUCUUCUGAGCCCCCGGUCAUGACGGUGAAGACCUCUUCCAACCCCCUUUCGGAACAGAUGGGUGAGGGGGCCUUGCCCCGGGAGAAUGUACAGUUCUCCAUCAUAAAGGGGACUGCUAUCAUGCAUGGCACCGUGGACCCAAAGGAAUUCCUGAUAGGUGCUACCCCUCAGUUGGAUAAGGCAGCCCUCAGCCGGUAUGAGGAUGAUGCCCUCGAGUCUAAGAUCCUCCGUGCUUCUCUUACUGCUUGCAUCGGCCUCGGCGAGCAGAUCCGAAGGGUUGAAAAUUUGCGCCUCCAGAAGGUGCAAUCUGACGAGACUUUAAAGAAGCUCGUCAUGGAAAAUGCUGCCGUUGUGAGGCAGAUGGCUAGAUUGGAGGAAACCCUCCGGCAGACCACCGAGGGAUGGAGCAGAAGCUGGAGGCUGCCAGGAAAGAGGCCAGGGCCGAGGGCAAGGCCGAAGCUGAGAAGGCCGCUAUCGAAGAUGCCAAGACUGCUGCAGAGGAAGUCGAGGCAGUCAAGAAAGAGGUCAUCGCCCAGACUGGGAGGGAUGUCAUUGCCACCUUCAUCACUGAUGGUUGGAAAGCCGAGGAGCAAAAGCAAUGGUUGGCCUCGGUAGUGGAAGCCACCGUUGAUGAUUGGACUGGUGGCCCCGAUGCUGAAUGGUUAGCCUGGAAGGGUAAAGCUUACUAUGACGGGGGGAGUUUUUCACCCAAUCUCUUGUCUAUGGGAGGUUUGCCAGACAUCUUGGGGUGGAUCCAAAGGAAUUCAACCCGGCAGCCUAUGACCUUCCCCCCCUUCAGCCAGACGUCUGAAUCCCCCUCCCUCCGAUGUCGAGAGGCCGGACCUUGAGGACUCCGUGCUGAUGCAAGAAGGGCAGGAUGAUGAAGACGAGGCCGAUGAUGGUGCUAUUUCGAAGGCUGUCCCGGAGGGUGUUGAUAAAUGAUUGUACUUAUAAAUUUUUGAACUGCAAUGUGUAAUAACAUUUCUUAGCUUCCGGAUUCGACCAUGAUGUAACAUUUACUUCUUAUUUCUCUCGUGAAUGGAUACCUCUUUUGCCUUCUAUUUUAUUCGCUUCCUUGCCUGCGUGUACUUAGCUUCCUUCUUGAUUUGCUUGCGUUGUGUGAAUGAGUUGUGAGUCUUUCUCCGUUUUGAUCAGGG